GUCUUGCAUCCGCGGCGCUAUCUUGCGGUCUCGUCUCAGUCGUGCGGGUGGCGGGCGCGGCGCGGGAUGUCACUCUUGCCUAUAGGACAGGAUGGAGCAGAGGCCGCAGGAUGUUUGCUAUCUCUCAGUCUCGCUUUGGACCGCACCUGUCACACCACCAGUCCGCCGCCGCCUCGCCUCCCACACCCUCCAGCCCGCGUCUCACCACUCACACAGCCAUCACUCGUGCCUCUGGGAUGCCCACGGCUGGCCAGAGGUUGAGUGCACAGUGUUAUUGAGUGAAUACUUCCAUCGGUGACGCUUGGCCAGCUAUCCUCGCCGCUAACAACCCAGCUCUUGUCUUAUCUUCACCAGCGCCAGGGUUACCAUCUGUCAUCGGCAGAAGACAUGUCAUCAUCCACAUCCCCUUACAUGAGUCCCCUGCCCAGCCCGAGGUCACCUAACAGCCCCGUCAGCCCUGGGCGGUGUGUCAAGGUCAAGAAAAAUCCGUUCAGUAAUCCAGACAUGCCGGGAUAUGUUGGAUUUGCAAACCUGCCAAACCAAAUCCACCGCAAAUCUGUGAAGAGAGGCUUUGAGUUCACUCUUAUGGUUGUGGGUGAAAGUGGGCUGGGCAAAUCAACACUCAUCAACACCCUCUUCCUGACUGACCUCUACCCAGACAGAGUGGUUUCUUCUGCUCAAGAAAACAUCGAAAAAACUGUGAAGAUUGAUGUAUCAACGGUGGAGAUUGAGGAGCGAGGUGUGAAGGUGCGGCUGACUGUGGUGGACACUCCGGGGUACGGGGAUGCAAUUGACAACACAGAUUGCUUCCAGUCUAUUAUCCAGUACAUCAAUGACCAGUUUGAGCGCUACCUUCAGGACGAGUCUGGCCUCAACCGUCGCCACAUUGUUGACAACAGAGUCCACUGCUGCUUCUACUUCAUUAAUCCUGCUGGCCAUGGAUUGAAACCAUUGGACAUCCAGUUCAUGAAGCAACUCCAUAACAAGGUGAAUAUUGUGCCAGUGCUGGCCAAGGCAGACACCCUUACCAAGCAGGAGGUGGCCAAGCUCAAACGCAAGGUCUUGGAUGAAAUUGAGGAAAAUGGGAUCCACAUUUAUCCUUUACCUGACUGUGACACUGACGAGGAGGAAGAUUACAAGGAACAGGUGAAGCAACUGAAGGAAGCGGUGCCAUUUGCGGUAGUGGGCUCAACAACUGUGCUAGACGUGGGAGGCAAGAAGGUGCGAGGGCGGCAAUACCCCUGGGGUGUCAUUGAAGUAGAGAAUCCAAGCCAUUGUGAUUUUAUCAAAUUGCGAUGCUUACUUGGUACCCACAUGCAGGACCUGACUGAAGUAACCCAGGAUGUUCACUAUGAGAACUACCGGUCAGAGAGGCUGGCCAAGGGUGGUGCAGCUCCUCCCAUGUCUUCCUCCAACACCAACACUUUGGCUGCCAACAAUGCACAACCAAAUGGAAAUGGUCUAUCAUCAUCCAGCAAACUCAUAAACUCAUCUUCAUCAAUUGGGCCGGAGAAAGAUCGCAUGGCAAUUGAGCUGGAGGAGAAAGAGGCACAGAUCAGAAAGAUGCAGGAAAUGAUGGCCAGAAUGCAAGCCCAGCUUCAAGAUAAGAAGUAAGGUGGCAUCUUGUUAGCAUAGCCAUUUUAACAGUACAAUAAAGUACUUAGCAUAAUUAAAGAAUGUGAAGAAGGAUGACAAGUACUUAGUCAAAAGUGUAAGUUUAAGAACUAGCUCCCAGACUUUGACUAUUGUAUGUUUAGAACCAGACAGAACAAGUAGGAUUCAGUUGAGGCAGUAGAAGGAGAAUGCUGUGUCUUUGUGGAAUAUUGACACAAUACUCUAAGGAAUAAAAAGGGAAGUUACUAAAGAUGACUCAUUGAUAUUGGUAACUUCACAUUGCAUUUGCUUUUUAUAUAUAAAUUUUCCAAAUGGUUAUCAUAAUUCUUUAACCAUAGCACUGUUAUGAACCAAUUAUAGUCACAGUUAAACCUGCACCUCAUGGGUUUAGGUAAGGAGUCUAAUAUCCUUCUCCGCCCCACCAAAGACUUCACAGAGCCUUGCCUGAGUCCCACACCUGCUCAGUACUGCAUGAACCAAAGGUGGCUCAAAUGGCUCUGUGGUAAUGUACCAGUGGACCACUUUACUGGGUGAUCUGAUCAAUUUUGCCUUAAAUUUAGCACUCUGCAUUUUGAUGAGAUGCAUUUUUUCAGCACCAACCCUGUAAGUAUAGAAAAUUAAUUGAUGUAUCUUAGAAUUUUUCCCAGAACACAAAGCAGACCAAUGAUAAUUAACAUUUGUGCAAAAUAAUGCCUGAAAUGUGCAUAUGAACUGUGUAGGAGACUCAAUUCUGUGGUGAGCUUAGUAAAUUGAACAUGAGGGUGAUUGAAAUAGUCUAAAUUGUGUUUCAUUUAUGUACUUUGGAGUUUUAAUAUAACCAUGAUGCUGUAUGUAAGUACUGACAUCAUCUUAAAGUUAGAAAGCAGCAUCAUAUAAAUUCUACCAUUAGACUAAACCAUAAUUCACUGGGUAACACUCAGACCCUAAGCCUCCAGUGCUGUGUCAUGCAAAGGACCUUAUUUGUGAGAGAAGUGAAUAUGAAGGAACCUUAAAGAGAGGUGAAUAAUUGCUUCACAUAUUAAUCAUAAUUGAACCUUACCACAGCCACCUUAUUAGGAAUAUUGUCUGGGUAUUGACUGGAUGAAGUUGUGGCUAGAAAUAGAAGCUGUAGUAAGACCAUUGCUCAUCAUAUGAAUGCAGUUGAAGUAGGAGUGAAUGCUGGCCUUGUGUUCCUUUAAUCUUACUUCACAAGCUUCAUGUCCAUCACACAAAGGCAGAUGAAGUAAGAGUGAACACUGCUUGUGUGUUCCUCUAACCUUACUUCAUGCGUUAGUUUUUAUAUUUGAAAAGUAUGGCCAGUUUGUUUUAAAGUAAUCUUGAACAUUUUCCCAUGACUCUCUCUUUUGAAUCUAUGUAGGAAGUAUUACAUUAGUAGCUUUGUUGGAAAAGCUACAAGACAGCUUUACUUUAUUGCAUAUCAACUUAAAGGUGGAUGAUGAUUUGAUAUUUUGAAUGUUUCCUGUAAUUUGAACUGUUAUUUUCUUCAGAAAUACAUAAUUGUAACAGCAGAUGCAAAGUAGGGCUGCCAAAUAUUUGGAUGUUCUGUAAAUUAAUUCUUCAUCUUUGUUGCAAAUAUAUUCUGAGAAGUCUUUUUUAUACUGUCUCUAAUGCUGCAUAUUGUCUUCCAUAUUUGCAAAUCAGAUUUUAUGGACUGCUCCUCAAUCAAAUCUAAAAGCAGGUCUACUGUUAAGUUGAUCACCACUGCCAGGACUGAUCCAGGUCAUUGUUUUUACCAAGUUUUGUCUUUUUAAUAAUUACUGUGAUGUCAUUCUUUUCAAAUUUUGGGAGCCAGAGAUAUGUCUUUUUUUUUUUCUUUUUUUUUUCCUCUCCUUAAACCAUUAAAUGUUAUGUUUACAACGUAAGUGCAAGAAACCAAACACACUCAUUACAGUAGAAGUUUUGCCUUUACCGCCUGUAAGGAGGAGGCAUUUAAAGUCAGGGCUUACAUCUUAUAUUGUUAGCAUGGAGUUUCUCUUAUAUAUAAUAUUAUUUGAUAUUGGCUGUUAUUAAAAACUGACCCAGUAGUUGAUUCAUAUCGUAUUCUGAAUUGAGAAUAUCUACCUAUGUAAAUUUCCAUAGAUUUUGUGUGUGAGCAACAAGAGAGCAAUUUGUUAAUCACUUAUUUUCAUGAUCAGUGAUCACAUAAACCAAAUGUUGAGUCCUUUAUAAGGGAGUGUAUCUCCUCAGUUACCUCCAGAAUACAUGCCAAUAUUUGCAUGCCCAAUGUAUUAUGUACUAGAUAUAAUAUGCAAUUUUGAAUACUUUACAUUAUGCCAACAUUUUGUUUGCUUUAGCCUCCUAAUAAGUUAUUGCUCUCUUCUCCAAACCUUAUUUAGAUUGGGAGACAAAUCAGUAAACCUCGCACAGGUGAUAUUGAGUCACUUUUUGAACACACACACACACACACACACACACACACACUCAUCUACCUGUUGUGAAAUUGAAGAGCAUCUUGCCAUGCUAAAUCAGUAUGCGUAAGCUAAGUGUGCCUUAAAAAUAAGAAUAGUAUAGAGUUCAUUGAUAUUAAGAUAAUUACAUUCUGCCUAAAUGUUACUUUGGGAUUAAUUAAUUAUGACCGUGUAGCUGUCCAGUGAAUGAAAGUAGUAUUAGCAGUAGUGUAUUUUGUUGUUUUCCCAUUGUUAUUUAUUAUUUCCAAAAAUUUCUCCUCUAGUCUUCAGCUCUAGGAAGUUUAUUUAAUUAUAUACUGUAGACAUUUACAUUUUUUUACUGUUUGUUUGCAUGGAUCAAUUUUUGAUAAGGGAAACAAAACCAGCUGGUAAUGGCAAUUGGAAUACAAUAUUAUGCCACAUUCCAUUUUUAUGUUUUACAUAAUUUUUUUCACAUUUUUAGUUAUCAGUUGAGAAAACUUGUGGUACUUUUUUAAUGUUUCUUGGUUUUCAGUAUGUGCCAUUAAGGUUAAGCUUUCAGGUGAAAUCAGUGUAUGCAAUAAAGUCAGUCUUUA
Molecule: messenger RNA, 4576 nt
Organism: Scylla paramamosain (green mud crab)
Lineage: Eukaryota; Metazoa; Arthropoda; Malacostraca; Decapoda; Portunidae
Gene: Septin1
Product: septin-1-like
Exons: 12
Coding region: 388-1614 (408 amino acids)
Biological process (GO): cytoskeleton-dependent cytokinesis; regulation of exocytosis; intracellular protein localization
Cellular component (GO): septin ring; cell division site; septin complex
Molecular function (GO): GTPase activity; molecular adaptor activity; GTP binding
Source: RefSeq, a predicted model, not a curated record